Manis pentadactyla (Chinese pangolin) is the source of this 1192-nucleotide messenger RNA. RefSeq names its product C1q and TNF related 2 (gene C1QTNF2). The coding region runs from base 42 to 1022 and encodes 326 amino acids. Lineage: Eukaryota; Metazoa; Chordata; Mammalia; Pholidota; Manidae. The transcript has 3 exons. The record is from RefSeq and is a predicted model, not a curated record. Gene Ontology annotation, molecular function: protein binding.
CGGGGGGAGGGCGAGGACGCCAGUGACGGGAUGGGAAAAGUAUGCCUGGGGCGGGCGCCGACCCUGCUGCCGCCGCCGCGGGAAGCGGGAACGCGGAGCCCCGCCGAGAGCUGGGUCGCGGCGGACGCCCCUGGACGUGGCCGGCGGCUGCGAGGGUACCCACCAUGAUCCCUUGGGUGCUCCUGGCCUGUGCCCUCCCCUGCGCGGCCGACCCACUGCUUGGUGCCUUUGCCCGCAGGGACUUCCAGAAGGGCUCCCCUCAACUCAUCUGCAGCCUGCCUGGUCCCCAAGGCCCCCCAGGUCCCCCAGGAGCCCCAGGGCCCUCAGGAAUGGUGGGAAGAAUGGGCUUUCCUGGCAAAGAUGGCCAGGAUGGCCAGGAUGGGGACCGGGGGGACAGUGGAGAGGAAGGUCCACCUGGCCGGACAGGUAACCGGGGAAAGCCAGGACCAAAGGGCAAAGCCGGGGCCAUUGGGCGGGCCGGCCCUCGAGGCCCCAAGGGGGUCAGUGGUGCCCCAGGGAAGCACGGCACGCCAGGCAAGAAGGGGCCCAAGGGCAGGAAGGGGGAGCCGGGCCUCCCGGGCCCCUGCAGCUGCGGCAGUGGCCGUGCCAAGUCGGCCUUCUCUGUGGCGGUGACCAAGAGCUACCCAAGGGAACGGCUGCCCAUCAAGUUUGACAAGAUCCUGAUGAAUGAGGGUGGCCACUACAACGCGUCCAGUGGCAAGUUCGUGUGCGGCGUGCCGGGGAUCUACUACUUCACCUACGAUAUCACGCUGGCCAACAAGCACCUGGCCAUCGGCCUGGUGCACAAUGGCCAGUACCGCAUCCGGACCUUCGAUGCCAACACUGGCAACCACGAUGUGGCCUCGGGCUCCACCAUCCUGGCUCUCAAGCAGGAUGAUGAGGUCUGGCUGCAGAUCUUCUACUCAGAGCAGAAUGGACUCUUCUAUGACCCUUACUGGACCGACAGUCUCUUCACAGGCUUCCUCAUCUAUGCUGACCAGGAUGACCCCAAUGAGGUGUAGACAGGCUGGUGUUGGCUCUUCAGGGAGGAAACAAGCUCCUGGACUUCUGCUCCCAGAACAAGACCCCCACCCAGGCUGCUGGGUGACCGUGGGAGCUUCCAGCCACAGGCCAACCUCCUCUGCCCAUUUGUAACUCCAUCAUUAAACCCAGGCUUUUUUAUUCAUCCUUC